GUCCAUCGUAACCAUGGAUACUCUGAAGCAUGCACCCUCCCCUCUUCAUCUCCACAACAAUCCUCUACACAAGCGCACGCCAGGAGGGCCACCAGCAGGCAGGCAGACACACUCAAAAAAUUUACCAAUUCCUGAGCGGCGGGUCUCAACAGCCACCGUCGCGGAUGGACACCUCUCACACAUAAUGCCCGUGGCUGGGCGUGUGUGCCAUGGGAAAGAGCUGACAGAGUGGCGCGGCAGUAAGCUGUCGGACACCAGCCGGGGAGGGGGCGGGGCGGCACCGAAGCCCACGAAGUGCCACGGGGCGUCGCAUGUCGUCGACUUGGUCAACGGGGGCCAUUCUGACUCCCACACUCUGAAAAAAGUGCAUCAAGGCACACACAUACACGGAAAGAUCCAUGAGUGUCUGAAUGGCUCCCCGAUCUGCUCUGCUGACCCAGCUUGGGUGAGUCGGAGCUCAGCGAGAUGGCGAGAGUCGCCUGCCCGCAGCAAGAGUCUCUCUGGCUGCCCGCGGCCGACCAUGAGCAUGACCGGUACAGCUGCGGAAACGACCCAUCGAUGCUCUCUCCUCUAUCAGCUGCUGUCGCCGCGGGGCAGGUGUGUGGAUCGCGGCGACUGGAGUCAUCUUGGCGAAUGGCCGUGUAAGCGUCGCUGAUGGCAUUACAAGAGGUCGACAGAGAGGCUGACGAGGCCGCCCUGGAUCUCAGACACGCCACACGCGAGUGACUGCAUUUGGUCCCUGAGGCCAUCCCACCGAUGAACAGCAUAACAUAACAGGGUCCGUGUUCAUCGGUUUUUGCCCGUCUCAUUGAUGGUUGCUCAUUCUGUCCACAGUAUUGUCCAUUUGUCGACACGCCUCGACCAACUGACAAGACCCGAAAGCAGCAACACGGUCACAAACGCGACAUCCUCUGUCGGACUUACCCCAUCCAACCUUAUCUCCGCUGCAGCAUCACUGUCGCUGACGCCCGUGGGGUAACUCCUGACACACACGCGAGUCAUCGAUAGCUUGUGUGGAUGGAUGGGAAACAUUGCUCUUGGGUGGUCGGCGGACCUGAUGAGAGUCUCCCGGUCGCUCGUCAAUGACAAGAGGUGCUGGGCGAUGCUGUCAGUGUAGGUGUAGGUGUGGGCGUCUCGCAGGUAGUCGAGUACCAGCAGUCUGGUCUGCUCAUCGAUGGUCAAACUGAGGUCCUGACAGACAGACAGAGAGGGAAUGAGUAAGGUGGCUGUCUGUGCGGCUGUGUGCACCGCAUGUGCGUAUGUCAGUGAGCCGUCGAUCUCCCUGUCUGUGUGCCGUCCGCCUCACUCCUGCAGUCAACACAUUCACGGCACGAAAGGCCCUUUUCACACAUGCCAUGGCCUCUCUCACAAUGGCAAUGCCCUCACCGUUGCUGGGCAAUGCCAUUUUCAGUCGGCAUCCGCAGAAAACAUCGCGAGGCGAUGAUCGGACCGACUCGGACGAACUAGCCGAAAUCUUUCUGAGUCAACAGCUGAUGCGGAUCUGUGUGCUGCGAGAG
Messenger RNA from Vitrella brassicaformis, 1517 nucleotides. NCBI's taxonomy places the organism in Eukaryota, Vitrellaceae. The record is from the annotation of a GenBank genome assembly.